AGUCUCUCUGUAUCUCCAUUCCCUCUCACACAGCAGCACACUGUCAUCCCCCCUCCCCUCAGGCUCUCUCACACACACUCUGUGUGUUGUCACUGCUGCCACCCCCACUCCCCAGCAGCUCCGUGCCCCGGGACCUCGAGCCGCUCGAUUCCACCCCGAACAAGGAUUAGUGUGAAGACCUGAGUGGUGUGUCUCUUUAGCCAGCGCAUUGUGUAGUCUCAGCUUGCAGCUAGACUUGUGGGAUGCAACAUGACCUCCGCUGUGGUGGAUGGUGGUGGCUCAGUGGGAGACUUUGUCAGCAAUGGUGUUGAGAAUCCAGAUCAGGAAGAAGUACAAGUCACUGAAUACCCUGCUGUUAUAGUGGAACCAGUUCCCAGUGCACGUUUGGAGGAGGGCUAUGCUGCCCAGGUGCUGGUGUAUGAUGAUGAGACCUUUAUGAUGCAAGAUGUUGCAGACGAACAAGAGAUUGAAACUGAAACUGUGGAGAUAGUUGAAGCAUCUGUACACAGCAGCAAUGCCCAUUGCACAGACAAGACGAUUGAGGCGGCAGAGGCACUGCUACACAUGGAGUCUCCCACCAUUCUCCGGGACUCCAGGAGCCCAGUGGAAGUGUACAUCCCGCAAUGUGUGUCUACCCCAGAAUUCAUCCAUGCCGCCAUGAGGCCAGAUGUUAUUACCGAAACUGUGGUGGAAGUGUCCACUGAAGACUCUGAGCCAAUGGAUGCUUCUCCCAUUCCAAUAUCUAUUGAGCUGGGAGAGCCAAUGAAAAAAAAGAAAGCUGGUCGUAAACCAAAGGUACAACAACCCACGUUUGCCAAUGGAUCCCCAGAUUUGGGUAUGAAGAAGAAACCAAGAGAAGGCAAAGGAAAUACGACUUACCUCUGGGAGUUCCUGUUGGACUUGCUGCAAGAUAAGAACACUUGCCCUAGAUAUAUUAAGUGGACACAGAGGGAGAAGGGCAUCUUUAAGCUGGUGGACUCCAAAGCCGUUUCAAAACUUUGGGGGAAACACAAGAACAAACCUGACAUGAAUUAUGAGACUAUGGGACGUGCCUUGAGGUAUUACUAUCAAAGAGGAAUUCUAGCAAAAGUGGAAGGCCAGCGAUUAGUAUACCAGUUUAAGGAGAUGCCCAAAAAUAUAGUGGUUAUAGAAGAUGAGAAGACUGAAUCCUGCAUGGAAGAGCUGGUGUCUCCUGCAGAUGACAAGUCUCUGGAGCGUGUUUCUAUGCCCACAGAUGGAAUUCUUAAAAUGUCUAUGCCGUCUCGACUGGAGAAAAUCCCCACCCAGCAGAUUUCACCCAGGAAGCCCCGAUUUGUCAGCUUGGCUUCUCCUGGGAAUGAGGCAUCUCCUAACUCUCCUACCAGCACAACGCCAACCCCAGUACAGAGGACUGUCCGUGUUGCAAUGCAAGUGCCUGUCAUGAUGACUUCCCUAGGACAGAAGAUCUCAACAUUGGCCGUCCAGUCCAUGAACACUGGAACCCCCUUGAUUGCUAACACCAGCCCCACAUCUGCUACAGCACCGAAGGUUGUCAUCCAGACAAUACCUACUAUGAUGGCAACUUCUACGGAAAGUGAUAAGUUCACGAUGCAGCCUGCCAAAAUCAUUACCAUCCCCACUACUCAGCUCACCCAAUGUCAGCUGCAAACAAAGCCCAACCUGAGCGGAGCAGGGGGAUUGAAUCUAGUGGGCACCCCACUGACUGUCAGAGCACUUACUCCUGUGUCAAUUGCCCAUGGCACUCCUGUUAUGAGACUAGCAAUGCCAGCACAACAAGCCCGUUGCCAGACACCACCACGGGUCAUCAGUACCCUUAUUAAAGGACCUGAUAUGAAGUCGGACAUAGUGGUAAGCAGGCCGGAUGGAGAAUUUAAAACAUUUCAGUUGGUGAAAGAUGACAAACAAGCAGACGGCGGCAAAACAGUAACGCAUGUGGUGGUUGUUAGUGCUCCUUCUUCGGGUCUUACCUUGCCAAUGACUGUCAAACAAGAAGGGACGAUGGUGUGUGAUAAAUGAGACCAUUCCACCCAUUUGUGCUUUGGGUCAAACUGACAAUAAAAUAAACUUUUCUUUUCUGGAGGGAAGAGAGGAGGUUCGAGUCCUGUGAGACUUUAAAGCAAGACAGAAGAUGUGUAUACGCGGAGUUUAAAGGAAAUGAACAUUUUACUGGAGUUUUUCCCAUGUUUUCAGUGGGAUCAUUGUUCACAGGCUGAUGGGAAUAAUGCCUCUAACAUCAAAUAAAAUUACAGCUAAGGAAAACAAAAACUAAAAGGGACCAAAGCGUUCAUUAAUACAUGCAUAUAUAUUUUCUAGGUUACAUUAAGUAAAAAGUGGAACACUAAAAUUACUUUUCAGAGCGGCUGUUUGUUUUCCCAAAGUAGAAACUCAAGUUUAGGUCAACGUGGCAAUUGUAAAUUUAUAACUUUUUGUUUUCUAGAUUCCUUUUUUUUAUUAUUGCUUUAUAUAUACAAUAUAGAAUUUUCUUUUUAAUACCAGCAAUUUAUACCACUGUGUACAAAUAGCCCUCUUUUGACCGGUGCUAUGUUGAAACCUCUGCAAGGCAAGUGUGUGAAAUGCGGUGCGUGCGGAGAGCAAGAUAAGAGACUCCCGUUUACGUUUCUGAAACGAAAAGUACAAAUGAGAUUUGGGUUUAAUAGAAAGCAGAUUUCAUAUGGAAGCCUUAGACUGAGUCAGUUUUAUUUUUUUUUCUUGAAAUAAGCUAAUGGCUUGUUUUGUGUAAAGCAAUCUUUUUAUAUAUAAAUGUAUUAUAGAAAAUAUGGAGGAAAAUCUUGUACCUAGCACAGUAUUGGCAUAGAAAUAACUGUAACAUAUUUUAUAUGGUAGAUUCAAGUCUGGCCUUUUUUUUUU
Nanorana parkeri is the source of this 2868-nucleotide messenger RNA. It is a transcript of the gene ELF2, whose product is annotated as E74 like ETS transcription factor 2. Gene Ontology annotation, biological process: regulation of transcription by RNA polymerase II; cell differentiation. Lineage: Eukaryota; Metazoa; Chordata; Amphibia; Anura; Dicroglossidae. Gene Ontology annotation, cellular component: nucleus. Gene Ontology annotation, molecular function: DNA-binding transcription factor activity, RNA polymerase II-specific; sequence-specific DNA binding. Bases 250 to 2016 code for a protein of 588 amino acids. The record is from RefSeq and is a predicted model, not a curated record. The transcript has 9 exons.